AUGGCAACGACAGCUCUGACCGGGUUCUCCAUGAUGAGCCUGUUCAGCCUCGGGUACCUGACCUGGGACCUGAUGAGUCCUAACCAGGUGGAAAACGAGCCCGAUCAAACUUUCGUCGACAGUUCUCCUGUCCUGCAGCCUCCUCACAUCAUUUUCAUCAUGACGGACGAUCAGGGAUUCAACGACAUCGGCUAUCACAGCUCUGACAUCAAGACACCGGUGCUGGAUAAACUGGCUGCGGAUGGAGUGAAGCUGGAGAAUUAUUACAUCCAGCCAAUCUGCACCCCGUCCCGCAGUCAACUCAUCACCGGCAGGUACCAAAUUCACACUGGCCUGCAGCACUCCAUUAUUCGGCCCCGCCAGCCCAACUGCCUGCCCUUUGACCAGGUCACCCUCCCCCAGAGACUGCAGGAGCUCGGCUACUCCACCCACAUGGUCGGCAAGUGGCACCUGGGCUUCUACAAGAAGGAAUGCCUGCCCACUCGCCGUGGCUUUGACACAUACUUUGGCUCAUUAACGGGCAGUGUGAACUACUACACUUACGACUCCUGUGACGGCCCCGGGCGGUGUGGCUUCGACCUCCAUGAAGGGGAGUCGGUCGCCUGGGGUCAGAGGGGCAAAUACUCCACGCAUCUCUACACACAGAGAGUUCGCAAAAUCCUGGCAACCCAUGAUCCUCAGUCCCAGCCGCUGUUCAUCUUUCUCUCCUUUCAAGCUGUUCAUACACCCCUGCAGUCUCCGCGGGAGUACAUCUACCCGUACCGCGGGCUGGAAAACGUGGCGCGGAGGAAAUAUGCUGCUAUGGUCUCAGCUGUAGACGAGGCAGUACAUAAUAUAACAUACGCUCUCCGCAAGUAUGGUUACUACCAGAACAGUGUCCUCAUCUUCUCUACUGACAACGGUGGCCAGCCUUUGUCUGGCGGCAGUAACUGGCCGCUCAGAGGACGUAAAGGCACCUACUGGGAAGGCGGCGUCCGGGGUCUGGGGUUCGUCCACAGCCCUCUGUUGAGGAAGAAAAGGAGGGUGAGUAAAGCCCUGGUGCACAUCACUGACUGGUACCCCACAUUGGUGGGAUUAGCAGGUGGCAAUGAGUCCCUGACGGAGGGGGUGGAUGGGUAUGAUGUUUGGGAAGCCAUCAGUGGGGGGAAGGAGUCACCCAGGUUAGAGAUCCUCCACAAUAUUGACCCUCUGUACAACCAUGCCCGCAGUGGUUCACUGCAGAAAGGAUAUGGGAUUUGGAAUACAGCCGUGCAGGCCUCCAUACGAGCUGGAGACUGGAAACUCCUAACAGGAGAUCCCGGCUACGGAGACUGGACACCGCCACAGGUGCUUCCAGGUUUCCCCGUCAGCUGGUGGAACCUGGAGCGCCACACUGAACCCCGGAAAUCUGUGUGGCUUUUCAACAUCUCCGGAGACCCCUACGAACGCUUUGACCUUUCGGAGCAGAGACCAGAUGUUGUCAAAGAGCUGCUGGCUAGAUUGGUGUACUACAAUCGCACUGCGGUGCCAGUAAGGUACCCAUCAGAGGACCUACGGGCUGACCCCCACCUUAAUGGUGGUGCAUGGGUUCCCUGGGUAGGAGAUGAGGAGGAGGACAGCUGGGAUACUGUUUACCAGAAAAAGAACAAGGAUUGGCAGAAGAAGCUGAAACUGUCCAAAAGCAGAUCGUUUUUCAGGAGACUCCACACUAGGAUGAUGUCCGACAGGAUAUAG
Molecule: messenger RNA, 1713 nt
Organism: Cottoperca gobio
Lineage: Eukaryota; Metazoa; Chordata; Actinopteri; Perciformes; Bovichtidae
Gene: arsia
Product: arylsulfatase family, member Ia
Exons: 2
Coding region: 1-1713 (570 amino acids)
Molecular function (GO): sulfuric ester hydrolase activity
Source: RefSeq, a predicted model, not a curated record